UUUGUGGACAGAGCCCACCGUUACUCAUCUACGCUCAUUUCACUCCGAGUUGCAUUGGGAAAGAAGACUGUACCUGUGCCUUGGGAAUUUAAAUCUGAUCAUUAUCAAAGCCAACCUGAUUUAGGAAAACAAUCUUAUGAAGGGAGAGAGAAUAUCAAUCUAAAGAAGCUUCAUCUGACAUAUCUUGCAACAGGCCCCAUCACUGCGUGUCAGAAAAAACGGCAACAUGACUGAAGUGAUGAGCGCGGCGGAUGUGUCUGUAGGCACGAUGCAUGAAAACAACACAGAUGAUGCUAAUGAAACACAGAACGUAACUAAUGACAAAAACCAUGAAGAGGAAGAAAACACAACGGGCUCAGCAGAAAAGCGUGACAGCAGUUGCAUGAACGAGGAGAUGAACAAUGUUGCAGAUAAACCACAGAAGACCACGCAACCAGAGAAGGUAAAGACUACGGACAGAGCAAGGAAGCGCGAGAGGGUACAAAAAAAUGAAGCAAACAUCACACAGGUGGACGAUAUGAAUGAUGUGGGUGAUGAAUUACAUGACACUGAUGUGACGAAUAUGUCAGACGUGGCAUUUAAACAAGAGAAACUGCUUAAAACAUCUAAGCCCAUACUGAGGAGUUACGUUCCCAAGUUGGGCAAAGAAGAUGUAAAGAAUAAAUUUGAGGCCAUGCAGAAAGCUAGAGAAGAGAGAAACCAAAAGAGAAGUCAGGAUGAGCAAAAGAAACGCAGGGAACAGUACGUUAAAGAGAGAGAAUACAAUCGCAAGAAGCAAAUGAUAAAAGAACUUCUCGCCUCCAGCGAUGAAGAAGAGGAGGUGAAACCGGCCAAGAUAGAAAAAUCAUACGUUCCCAAGAUUACAGGCAGUGUAAAGGGGAAGUUUGCAGAGAUGGAGAAACAGAGGCAAGAGGUGGAGAGGAAAAAAACAGAAGAGGAGAGAAAGAAGCGGGCUGCACAGGAGGCUUUAGAGAAGGCCAAGAUUCAGAAAGAAUUGGCCAAGAAAGCCGAAGAGGAAGGCGAUGAGAGCAUUUUGGUAAGAGUGGUGCCCGCAAAAUCACAGAAAGCCCCAGGAAAAAUAAAGAUCAACUUUGAAGACAUGGAGAAGAACCGAGAGGAAGAACUAAAGAAGCGAACAGAGGAGGAGAAGAAAAAGAGAUAUGAUGAGAACCGCCGGUCUUUCCGCGAGGCCAAGAGACGCUCCGUCGUUGAACAAGAGGAUACAGAGUCUCUGCCAAAAGAAAAGGAGCAGGCGACUCCUGGAAAACUGCGCCUGACCUUUGAAGAGCAGGAGAAAGAGAGACAGGAGCAGCAGAAAAAACAGGCAGAAGAGGAGGCCAGACGGAGACUGGAGGAGGAGAAAAAAGCCUUUGAAGAGGCAAAGCUGGGCAUGGUCCCAGAUGAAGACGAAGGUCAGGUCACCCAGGAGAAGAAGGAAGAAUUCAGGCCUGGUAAACUGCAGCUCAGCUUUGAAGAGCUAGAAAGACAAAGGGUGGAAGAUGAACAUAAACGAGUGGAAGAAGAACGAAAGAGACGAAUUGAAGAAGAGAAAAAGGCCUUUGCAGAGGCCAGAAAGAGCAUGAUUAUUGAUAGUGACGAUGACAUCCUGCUGGCCAAGAUAAACUCAGACGGGGCCAAACCCGGGAAGUUGGCCAUCAGCUUUGAGGACCUGGAAAGACAGAGACAAGAAGAGGAGCAGAAAAGAAAAGAGGAAGAGGCCAAGAAACGCCUGGAGGAAGAGAAAAGACUUUUCGCCGAAGCACGCAAAAGCAUGAGCCCAGGACUGGAUCGGGAUAAUGUAACUGGAAAUGGAGAUGAAAAAGUGCCAGAUGAUGAUGAUAAAUCUCUAGUACGAACAGAGUCACAGGAAGCAAUGCAUCCUGGGAAACUUGAAAUCAACUUUGAAGAGAUGCUAAAAAUGAAAGAAGAUGCAGAGAGGAAGCGCAAACAGGAGGCCAGACGCCAGAAAAUGGAGAUGGAGAAGAAAGAGUUUGAACAGCUGCGGCAAGAGAUGGGCGAGGAUGAGAUUAAUGAAAGCACUGAGGUGGUGAGCAAUGAGUACGAAGAGCUGACAAAGCUGAAGCGGACCGGUUCAAUUCACGCCAAAUCCCUGAAAUCCAAGUUUGAAAAGAUUAAGGAGCUCACAGAGGAGGAGAUCCAGAAAAAGAUUGAGGAGGAAAGAGCACGAAGGAAAGAAAUUGAUGAGAAAAUCAAGGAGAGGGAGGCUGAGCGAUGUCAGGAGGAUGAAGAAGAUGACAAAACAACCCCAGUUAAGGCAGAGGAUGUCCCAUUCAGACAGAAAGUGGACAUGCGUGCACGGUUCGAACAAAUGGCAAAAGCCCGAGAAGAGGAGCAGAAGAAAAGAAUCGAAGAGCAGAAGAUACAGAGGAUGCAGUUUGAACAACAAGAGAUUGACGCUGCUCUUCAAAAAAAAAAGGAAGAAGAGGAGGAUGAUGAAGGUAGCAUCAUCAAUGGUUCUGCUGCCUAUGAAGACGAAGAAGACCAUGCCAGGUCGGGUGCUCCAUGGUUUAAAAAACCCCUGAAGAAUCAGUCGGUGGUUGACGCAGAGCCCGUACGGUUCACAGUGAAGAUCACCGGUGAACCCAAACCGGAGGUCACCUGGUGGUUUGAGGGUGAGCUGCUUCCAGACUCAGAAGACUACCAGUACAUUGAGAGAGGAGAGACUUACUGCCUGUACCUCCCAGAAACCUUUCCUGAAGAUGAAGGAGAGUACAUGUGCAAAGCCGUCAACAGCCGUGGCACAGCUGCCAGCACCUGCAUUCUUACCAUUGAAACUGAGGACUACUGAUGCUCUCUUCCUCUGGAUCUUUCCCAGACUAUUUUUUUCUUUUGUAAAAGUUCAUUUCUCACAGUAGGGCCAAAAACCGACGAGGAAGGAGCUGUAUUUCUUUUUUUUGCCAUUCCUCCGGAAGAUACGCUCGAUGAUUAAGUGCAAUCCGCUGUUUACAUAAGACGUUGCACUCACGGUUAACAGGAAAACUGGGAUGAAUUUGUGCCAAAACACAGAUAUUGUUCCCAUGGUCUUUUGGUGUUGCAUAGCAUUACUGAUCAGCAUCACUGCAUAGCAUAACUGAAAAAAAUAAUAAUAAAUAGAGUAGGACAGUAUGACAUAAUCCCACUAAACCCUAAGGAUGGAUUUCAAACCCAUAUGAUAGAAUGAAUGAAUGAGAAAUAUUACUUGAGAGUUGAAUUCAGUAUUUGUUAUUAUAGUCUUCCUGUAAAGGGGGCUGAGGUUGCAUCUUUUUUUUUUAAUUCCUAUAAGCACCUCUGUUGAGACUCUGACUUUUUCACUUUGUGAUUUAAAUAUUGCAAGUUUUUCAUAUAAUGUACACAUUGAGCUUUAAUGUCCCUGGAUGUUUCUAUAAUAUCCCCCAGUGUAGUGAGUAAGUGAAAUGUAUGAAUAAUAGGCUAUAUGUAGGUUAGCAGGAAGUGAUUUUAGUUAGGCAAAGUGUCUGUGUAAUGUACAAAAUUAUAAUAAAAUGAAUAAAACCUAA
This is a messenger RNA of Paramisgurnus dabryanus, 3515 nucleotides long. It is a transcript of the gene nexn, whose product is annotated as nexilin (F actin binding protein). NCBI's taxonomy places the organism in Eukaryota, Metazoa, Chordata, Actinopteri, Cypriniformes, Cobitidae. The record is from RefSeq and is a predicted model, not a curated record. Gene Ontology annotation, biological process: mitochondrial fusion.